Messenger RNA from Parnassius mnemosyne (clouded apollo), 7188 nucleotides. The record is from the annotation of a GenBank genome assembly. NCBI's taxonomy places the organism in Eukaryota, Metazoa, Arthropoda, Insecta, Lepidoptera, Papilionidae.
AUGGCACCCAAAACUGAACAGGAGAACAAAUCUGCACAGGAGCAAAUUCUGAGUAACGGGACAGCGAAAGAAGAAGUGGUAGUAACAGGCGUCGCCGGAUACUUUCCGGAUUCGGAUUCCGUGAAACAGUUUCAAGAAAACCUCUUUAAUAAGGUGGAUUUAAUAUCAAAAGAUGAACGCCGCUGGAAACUUUUCCACACAGGCUUAACGCAACGAACUGGAAAAAUCAAUUUCAUCGACAAAUUCGAUGCUUCUUACUUCGGAAUUGAUUAUAAGGAAGCACAUUGUAUGGAUCCCAUGGCUAGGUUGCUUUUAGAGAAAUGUUACGAGGCUUUAAUAGAUGCUGGUAUCAAUCCCGAAGAGCUCAGAGGCACCAGAUGUGCAGUGGUUAUAGGCGCCUGUUUUUCAGAGAGUGAAAAAGCAUGGUUUUACGAUAAAAUGGAAGUCAAUGACUACGGAAUAAAUGGAUGUUCCCGCAGUUCGUUUGCGACACGCAUAUCCAAAUGGUUAGGAGUGAGCGGACCUUCAUAUAUCAUCGACACCGCUUGCUCAAGUUCUAUGUACGCAAUAGAACAUGCGUACAGGGCAAUUAUCAACAGCAACUGUGAUACUGCCAUAGUAGCUGGAGCGAACCUUUGCUUGCAUCCUAUUGUGUCCCUACAGUUUUCAAGUCUAGGAGUAGUAUCUCCAGAUGGAAGAUGUAAAAGUUUUGAUGACAGAGCAAACGGAUACGCCCGCUCCGAGGCGGUUGUUGUAUGCAUCCUUCAAAAAGCUAAAAACGCAAGGAGAGUUUACGCCAAAUUGGUUCACGCGAAGACAAACUGUGAUGGUUAUAAAGAGCAAGGAAUAACAUACCCCGCAGGUCAUAUCCAGAAGGUUCUUCUUGAGAAGUUUUAUGAAGAAGUUGGGGUUAGCCCUUCCACGUUAGAAUACCUUGAAGCGCAUGGCACAGGAACCUCAGUCGGGGAUCUUGAAGAGCUUAAAGCUAUUGACGCCGUAUUUUCUGCAGGGCGUCCAGAUCCACUUUUGAUUGGGUCUGUUAAGUCCAAUAUGGGCCACAGUGAAGCAGCUGCGGGUGUGUGUGCUCUUGCUAAGCUUUGCAUCGCUUACCAUUCUGGAUAUAUUCCUCCUAAUAUAAAUUAUUUGAAGCCAAGAGAAGAAGUCACUGCUCUAACAGAAGGGCGUUUGCAAGUGGUCACAGAGAAACGCCCUUGGAAUCGUGGAAGAGCAGCUGCCAGUAGCUUUGGAUUCGGAGGAGCCAAUGCUCACUUGUUACUGGAGAAAUACGCUAGAAAUAAGAUCAACAAUGGAUUACCGACUGAUGAUUUGCCACGUUUAGUAUGUGUUUCUGGUCGCACACAGUCGGCUGUAGAUAAAAUUUUUGAUGAUCUCGAAUCCAAGCCCGUUGACGCAGAAGUAGUGCGCUUAUGGCAUGCAAUCUAUGCUAAUGAAAUAAGCAAGCAUAACUACAGAGGAUAUAUUCUUCUAGGUACUACACCAACAAAAAGCAUCCAACUGGCUCGACACGUUCAGCAUUCACUGUCCGAUACUCGCAAGCCGGUUUGGUUUGUGUAUUCCGGUUUGGGUACGCAAUGGCCAGCGAUGGGCAAAGAUUUGUUAAGGAUAUCUACAUUUGCAAACGCUAUUAAUAUAUGCCACAAGACCUUAGAAUCCAAAGGAAUAAAACUGUCUGACAUUAUUUCAAAGCAUAACAUCAAUUCCUUUGAAAACAUCGUUGAGUCUUUCGUUGGUAUUGUUGCCGUUCAAAUUGGUAUGACAGAUGUCCUGAAAAGUGUUGGUAUAAAACCAGAUUACAUUGUUGGCCACGGUAUAGGCGAGUUAAGCUGUGCUUAUGCGGACGAGUGCUUGACAGCUGAAGAAGCGAUCUUGUCGGCAUAUUAUUGUGGUUUAGCUUUAACUGAGGUGCCUACAGUGAAAGGAUCAAUGGCAGCAGUAAACUUGGGGUAUAAAAAGAUGAAGGAUGAAUGUCCACCAGAACUGGACAUAGCUUAUCACAAUGGACCCCGCUCUAGUGUAGUCUCGGGCCCCGCUAACAUUGUGGAGAAUUUCGUAAACAAGCUAACUUCACAAGGCACUUUAGCUGAAGAAAUUUCCUGUUCGAAUGUAGCUUGCCAUUCACGAUACAUUUCUGAAGCGAGUUCUAAACUCACGCAGUCCCUCAAAGAAGUAAUCUUGGAACCAAGAACUCGUUCGAAUCGCUGGCUCUCUACCUCUGUCGCUCGAAGUUGUUGGAAUGAGCCCAAGGCUACUGAAGCGUCACCAGAAUACUUCACCAAUAACCUUCUGAAUCCAGUUCUCUUCGAAGAAACAUCGAGGCUGAUAGAAGAUAAUGCUAUAGUAAUAGAAAUAGCACCUCAUGGAGUUCUAUGUAAAUCUCUCGGUCAACCAUACAAGGAUCUACUCACGGUUGAACUAUCACAAAUGGAUUCUAAAGAUAACGUUCAAGUUUUACUUACUGCUUUAGGAAGGUUAUACGAAGCUGGUUUGAACUUAAAUUUAGCAAAUCUCUACCCACAAAUUAAAUUUCCUGUUUCACAAGAGACCCCUAUGCUAUCGCAUCUAGUGGAAUGGGAGCACAGAGAAAAUUGGGACUACAUAUCAUAUAAAACUCAGAAAAAAUUGAAUACAGGUGAAAGAACAGUAAAAGUGUGUAUUACUGAUGAAGACAAGGAAUAUAUAACUGGUCACUGUAUAGACGGUCGUAUAUUAUACCCUGGUACGGGUUAUUUAAUAUUAGUAUGGGAGACUUUUGCCUUGAUGAGAGGCAAGGUCUAUAAUGAACUGUCGGUUGUGUUCGAGGAUAUACGACUGCACAGGGCAACUACCAUACCUAAGCAAGGAAAUCUGGAAUUCAUCAUUACCAUUCAUAAGGAAAGCGGUGAAUUCGAGCUUUCGGAAAACUCAAAUACUGUAGCAACAGGUCGUAUUUACUCCAAGGAAAAUGUAGGCGAAGAUUUCGUGGAGCUCCCUCCACUAUCCGAUGUAGAAGACAGUAACCUUCUGCGAUUGACGACCAAAGAUUUUUAUAAGGAAUUAAGACUUCGAGGAUAUCAACACAGUGGUCUUUUCCGUGGCAUUCUGGACUGCAAUGUUGAAAGUACUCACGGUCGUGUCAUAUGGAACAACAACUGGGUAGUUUUCCUGGACUACAUGCUUCAAAUGAACAUCAUCGCAUACGAUAGUCGCGAUCUCUAUCUUCCAACGUUUAUAAAAAAACUGUCCAUCGACGUGCAAAUGCACUAUGAUACUGUUGCAAAACUAAACUCUGAAUUGUCAAGGGAACAGUUUAUUGACGUACGCUUUGAUCGCGAUAUGAAUAUAACAAGAUCUGGUGGCGUAGAUUUAUCAGGUCUUCAAAUGACACCUGUACUGAAAAAACCUUCUUCUGUAGGUGCUCCUAUCAUGGAAUCAUAUAAAUUUGUGCCAAAUUUUGGACAACAUAUUAUGCAGCUACAAGAAGCCAUUAAUGUGCAUACGCAACUCAUCCAUGAAAAUGUUCAAACUUUUAAAAUCAAAUGCGUAGAAUUAGUUGAUGAAGAAUAUUCUAAGCGAAAAUAUACUCCAAUAAUCGAGAUUGUGGCUAACUGCCUUGAUACUCUUCCUCUUAUACAAUCCGAAUUGAUUAUCGUAUCAAAUGAAUCUAUCGAAGUAUCUCCGAGAGUAAAAGUUGAAAAAAAGAAAGAGGCGGCUGACAAUGCAACACUGUGUAUUGGUGCUAACUUACUUCAAAGAACUGACGUGCUUGAUCAAUAUGCUGCCAUGCUUAGAGGAAAAGGAUUCAUUUUAAGUCGCGAAGCAAUCUUUCCAGACGUGAAUGCAUAUCUUUACAAAUACAAUAUUGUGUCGGCAUAUGAAAUCGACACGGAAGUUUUGGUUUUAAUCAGACCUAAGUUUAAUGUUAACAUUGGAAAAUGUAUACGUAUUGGAAUGGAAGAUGAAAAUUAUUCUUGGAUUGAAAAAGUGAAGGAGUGUAUUAAUGCUAAUGAAAAAGUUAUACUUUACGCACAAAAUGAAAUAUAUAAUGGAAUUCUGGGUCUCGUGAACUGUUUAAGACGUGAAGCAGGCGGUGAUUUGAUACAAGGCUACCUGAUUGCCGAUGAAUCAAAACCGAAUUUCAAUCCAAAUAUAGAAUAUUAUAAACAACAAUUGAACAAAGAUCUAGCUAUGAAUGUAUUCAAAAACGGACAAUGGGGUACCUAUCGCCACGUACAGUUAAUAGGACUGGAAAAAACUUCUCCGGUUCCUCAUGCAUAUGUAAAUGUUCAGAAUAUUGGUGAUCUAUCAUCACUACGGUGGUUUGAAGGACCUCUUGGAGUGAAGCUAUCCAGUAAACAGGAUAAUGUAUCAUUGGUUAAUGUACACUGUUCAGCGUUGAAUUUCCGCGAUGUCAUGACAGCGACGGGUCGUGUAACAGUGGAUGCUGUAGCACGUGGCAGACUUGAGCAGGACUGUGUGCAAGGGAUUGAAAUCAGUGGACAAACCGCUAACGGCUCUCGCAUUGCGGCUAUGGCACACUGUGGCAUUUCUAACCUCAUCAGCCUUAGUGACAAUCUCGUAUGUAAUAUCCCAAAUGAAUGGAGUUAUGAGGAGGGCGCUACAAUUCCAGUUGCUUACGCUACGUCUUAUAUGGCUAUGGUGAUAAUUGGAAAAAUAAAACCCGGGGAAUCAAUUCUAAUACACGCUGGUACGGGUGGCGUAGGACAGGCCGCUAUUAACUUAGCGUUCCAUAUUGGAUGUGAAGUUUUCACUACGGUUGGCACUCCUGCUAAAAGAGACUUCAUCAAAAAGCUAUUUCCGCAGCUGAAAGAUAGUCACAUUGGUAAUUCACGAGAUGUUUCCUUCGAAGAAAUGGUACGAAGGGAAACCAAUGGCAAGGGCGUAGACUUAGUGCUGAAUUCGUUGGCGGAAGAAAAACUAUUGGCAUCGGUCCGUUGUCUCGGUUAUCGAGGUCGUUUCUUGGAAAUUGGUAAAUUUGAUAUCAGUAAGAAUACGCAGGUCGAUAUGCACGCGUAUCACCAAGAGAUCUCCUUCCACGGGAUUAUGCUUGACUACAUUCUUGACAAGGAAAACUACAGAUUGAGACAGGAAUUACAAAAACUUAUUGCGCUCGGAAUUCAAUCAGGAGCUGUGCGACCGCUUACAUUCUGUACAUUCGAAAAGUAUGAGAUCGAAUCUGCUUACCGAUACAUGGCCGCUGGAAAACACAUUGGCAAGGUUAUAAUCAAAAUUCGUGAUGAAGAUUCGAAAAAUGUUAUCAACCCCGUUCCUGUUCUUAUUGAUGCGCUACCAAGGUACAUGUGCAGAGGCGAUCGUGUUUACAUAGUGAUCGGUGGACUCGGCGGAUUCGGUCUUGAACUUGUAGACUGGCUCAUAAUGAGAGGUGCUAGGAAGGUCCUCCUCGGAUCUAGUAAGGGUGUAAGCAAUGGAUACCAAACGUUAAGAUUAAGGUUAUGGUCACAAUACGGAGCUGAUAUCAAAAUCUCGACCCAUGAUAUUGCAACGGAAUCUGGAUGCGUAGAAAUGCUCAAUAUGGCGAAGUCAAUGGGACCUGUGGAAGCAAUAUUCAACCUUGCUGCCGUGCUUAGAGAUGCCACUUUCGUCCGACAGACCCCGGAGACAUUUAAAACCUCAUUUAAACCGAAAGCUUUAGCUACGAUGCUUCUAGAUACACUUUCGCGGAAAUUGUGCCCCGAAUUACAAACGUUCGUGGUAUUUUCAUCAUUAGCGUGUGGCCGCGGUAACGCUGGUCAGACGAACUACGGCUUUUCCAACUCAGUAAUGGAGAAAAUCUGUGAGAAGAGGAGGCAAGAUGGCUUACACGCGCUGGCUGUACAAUGGGGAGCUAUAGGAGAUGUGGGUUUGGUAGCAGAUAUGCAAGAUGCCAACCUUUUGUACGAAAUAGGCGGUACGUUACUGCAACCAAUCAAAUCGUGCCUGCAGACACUGGACAAGUUCUUGAAGCAAGACGAUGCAAUAGUUUCAUCAUAUGUCGUUGCGGAAAAAAAAGUUGGGGGCACUGAUAAUAAGACAGUAGUAGACGCUGUUGCUCAAAUAAUGGGUCUAAAGAAUCUUAAGUCAGUGUCAUAUCAAGCAUCGCUUGCUGAGUUGGGUAUGGACAGCAUGAUUUCGAUUGAAAUAAAACAAACGCUGGAAAGAGAAUUUGAGAUCUUCCUCACCGCACAGGAUAUAAGAGCAUUGACUUUUGCCAGGCUAGAAGAAAUGGCUAAAGAACAGAACACGACUCCGAAUGCAGUCGAAUCGUCCGUGACUUCAGCAAAACCUGACACAGGUCGUGUUUUUGUUUGGAAUGGCUUCGGAGAUGAAGUUACAGCUUCACAAGCUUAUGUACACAUGCAGACAAGAGUUAGUAGUGGAGAAGAUAGUCAAGAGAAGGGUCCUGCUAAUAUCAUGUUCAUGAUACCUGGUAUUGAAGGAUGCGCGUACACAUUGGAACGGUUGUGUAAAAAACUGAACACAAGAGUCUGCGUACUUCAACCUGGCCUCGGUUACAGAAAUGACAGUCUGAGUGAUAUGGUCAACAGAUUUUAUGAGACAAUAAAGGACCAAUUAUCACGGGAUGUGCCUUUUAAAUUACUUGGCUAUAGUUUUGGAACAUUACCCCUGUUAGAAUUAGUCGCAAAAUUGGAAAAAGAUGGUUACAAAGGAAACGUGUAUUGUUUAGAUGGUUCACCGGAAUUCGCUAAAGCUAUGCUAGACGAAGAAAUGCCUCACUCCAACGAAACAGAAUUACACAAUAAUAUAAUAUCCUUCAUAUAUAGCGCUGUCAGUAAUCCCGAUUCUAAUGACACCAGUUUGUUAUUAGAGAAACUGCGGAAUAUACCUUCUUUAGAAGAGAAAGUCAAUUACGUAAUAGAUACAUCAAAACAGACAAUUAACUAUUCUAAAAACUUCUUGAAAUCCUUCGCUAUUUCUUACUAUGACCGAGUGCUUAUGAUUAAAAACUUUAAUAUUGGCAAUAUAUCUAAAAUAAAAUCACCUAUAUUCCUGUUACGAGCUAAAGAUGGUCCAUUUGCUAAUCUGUGUAAAGAUAAUUAUGGUUUAAGUAAGUUUACAGACAGUACUGUUGAAGUGUACAGCUUCAAAGGUAAUCAUAUAACUAUUCUUGAAGAUGAUGAAUGUGCUUCAUUUAUAAACAAAAAUAUUUAA